UUUUGUCCACACGACGCUGUCAGUGUGCGGGGAGACAGAGAGCGGACGCGGCUCGCCUCGCCUCGCCUGUCUAGCUCAUUGUUUUUACCUGAAAUACUAAGCAAGAGUAGCAGCGUUCUUUGGACGGAGCCGAUGCGUUCCCCAGCCGGACCGCUUGCUUGUUUGUAAGCGCGACCUUGUUGCUAGAGAGACGAGACGGUCUUGGCAAGAGGACAAUAGCGAUCAUCUGCAGGCUGGAGGUUCGCCGUCAGCGCACCUUGUUACUAGAAGCAGGGUCUCUAACUGGCUGUCAGGCAGCAGGAUUCGCGUUCUGCCGUUUAUCCUCUUUGCUUGGUUCGAAGUCGCCAUGCCCGGGUACGACUAUAAGUUCCUGGAGAAGCCCAAGAGGCGCUUUCAGUGCCCGCUGUGCAGCAAAGCCAUGAGGGAACCGGUGCAGGUCUCGACGUGCGGCCACAGGUUCUGCGACACCUGCCUCCAGGAGUUCCUCAGUGAGGGGGUGUUCAAGUGCCCAGAGGACCAGCUCCCCCUGGACUAUGCCAAGAUCUACCCUGACCCCGAGCUAGAGCAGCAGAUCCUGGCUCUAGCUAUCCGCUGCAUCCACAGUGAGGAAGGCUGCCGCUGGACCGGCCAAAUGAAGCAGCUGCAGAGUCAUUUCUCUACCUGUGCAUUCAAUGUGAUCCCAUGCCCUAACCGCUGCAGCGUCAAGCUGACACGUCGUGACCUGCCAGAGCACCUGCAGCAUGACUGCCCCAAACGCAAGGUCAAGUGUGAGUUCUGUGGCAGCGAGUUCACCGGCGAGGCCUUUGAGAAUCACCAGGGCAUUUGUCCCCAGGAGAGUGUGUACUGCGAGAACAAGUGUGGAGCGAGGAUGAUGAGGAGACUCCUGGCCCAGCACACCAUGGCUGAGUGUCCCAAACGCACACAGCCAUGCAAGUACUGUGGUAAAGAGUUUGUCUACGACACCAUCCAGAAUCAUCAAUACCACUGCCCACGUUUCCCAGUUCAGUGCCCAAACCAAUGUGGUGCCCCCAACAUUGCCCGUGAAGAUCUCGCAACCCAUGUGAAGGAAAGCUGUGGCAGUGCAUUAGUGCUCUGUCCAUUUAAAGAAGCUGGAUGCAAGCAUCGAUGCCCAAAGCUGGUGAUUGGCCGACAUCUGGAGGAAACCACCAAGUCCCACCUAACCAUGAUGUGCAACCUGGUAGGCCGUCAACGACAAGAGAUCGCAGAGCUUCGGCGUGAUCUAGAGGAGUUGUCAGUGAGCCAUGAUGGUGUACUCAUCUGGAAGUUAAGUGACUACUCACGCAAGUUGCAGGAGGCCAAAAUGCACAGCAACCACGAGUUCUUCAGUCCACCCUUCUACACACAUCGCUAUGGUUACAAGCUGCAGGCAUCUGCUUUCCUCAAUGGCAACGGUAGUGGUGAAGGGUCACAUCUCUCUGUCUAUAUCCGUGUACUGCCUGGUGAAUAUGACAACCUUCUUGAGUGGCCCUUUUCCUACAAGGUCACUUUCUCCAUUCUGGACCAGAGUGAUCCAUCACUCUCCAAACCACAGCACAUCACUGAGACUUUCAACCCAGAUCCAAACUGGAAGAACUUCCAGAAACCCAGCAGCAGCCGCAGUUCACUGGACGAAAGUGCAUUAGGCUUUGGCUACCCCAAGUUCGUCUCGCACGAGGAGAUCCGCAAGAGGAACUACAUCCGUGACAAUGCCAUCUUCCUCAAGGCCUCCAUUGAGAUCCCACAAAAGAUCAUGGCUUGAAAGCUUGAAAUCUUGGACCAACAUAUUGACUUCAUGUGAAGACCCAUUGUCCCUCCACCUGAUGUCUGCCUUCAGGAACUCCACAAAAAUGAUUGAGUUCCUCUGUCUAACCUGUUGGCUAGCCCAUGGUGAAGCAGAGGAAAGUUAAUGUUUUGCUCCACAAAACCAGCAUGUUAUUUGUUUUUAUAGGUUUGGUUUUCGGUGCUUUUCCUUGCAACACAAGCCUCUGGACUUUAAACAGUGCCUAGACAUUUUCAGUUAAAGUUCUGUUUUAAAAAAAAAAGUGAUUUUAAAACACCUUAUAGUGUGGUGUAAAAGGUUCUAUGUAGCCUUUGCACUUUGAGAAUGUUUUGAAUGCUAUGUGGGGAAACAAGGCACCACUGUUCUAAAUACACAGCAGGUGACAAAACGUGGGGUCUGGGCGAGGAAUUCAGUGUACACACUCAAGCUUGCCUUUUGUUUACACACUCUUUCCCAGUGAUGGUCCUUCAACAGAAACUCAGCAGCAGGGUCAGUGGCACACAGUUUUCUCGUUUACUUAGUUUGAAAUUAACUAACAGCAGCUGUGAUGUGAACAUGCCUCACUUGGUCACCGCUGUUCAUUUGAGGUCUUUCCAGACUCCGCUUUUAGUUUAGCACAUCGUGCCAGAGUGUAAAGGUGAAUUUUACUGUUAUAAGAAUGUUCUGGCAUUUUGAUGAGCACUCUGCCUUCUUAAGUCUAAGGAGAAUGCAAUCAUGGGAGAACAUGUUUACAUGCUACAGGUCUAUGUGUUGGAAGACACUAAAAAGCAGUGUACAAAAAGCAGAAGCUAGCAGUGAGUACUUCACAUUGCAUACCACAUACUAUGUAGUGUAACCUGCAUUUAUGAAACCUCUGAGUGUUUUUUGCAAAAAGUUGACUAUCACGUGAAAACAGAAUUCUUUUGUGUGAAUGAAAUGUGACAAAAAAUGGUUGCUAACGUGUUCUAAAUCUGGAGAUGAGACCUCUAGACUUUCUACCCGUCUCUUUGUCUUACUCUGCUGGUCACUGGCAGCUGAGAGAGAGUACAAGAGACUCCAAAUGUAUGUUGGUGCCUCAAAUGGAUGGGCGCUCCAUUUUGCCAUUGCAGUUUGCUGACUUGAAAAAGUGCACCUCCAAAUGUCUGAGGAAAAUGAGCUUUGUGCAAUAUGGCAGCCAGUUCUCAGACUGCAGACCAGAAGGGCUUGGUCCAUAAUAUGUGAAUACUAACAAAAGAUAUACAGAUGCACAUCGCUUUCUCAUGUUCCUACUCUUCAUGAAAAGUCCUGAUUAUACCACACUGUUAUACCAGCUAAUGUUGUCAAAAAUAACAUUAAGAACAUGUGGGGAAAAGUUUUUGCAAGAUUCUGUAUUUUACAAUGUAUUUCAAAACAUUUUAUACAACACUUGGAGUGAUUUAAAAAACACACACACACACACAAAGAGCCGUUAUUGGACAUUUUUUGACCCAUUUUUAGUUUGUCUCUCUCUGAAAUUUGCUCUGUUGCUUUUGGUCUGCAUUGAGGUUUUGUUUGUUUUUUGUUUUUAAAUUGUUGUGUAUUCUGUCUGUACUAUAAGUUCUUAAAUGGUAUUUAUUUUAAGCCAUUGCAUAGGCUCGAUAUGCACACUGGUGCAAAUGGUUUUUAUAUGUUAAUGAUUGCUUGUCAUUUUCCCCUUGAAUUAAAACAAUGACUGUA
Molecule: messenger RNA, 3454 nt
Organism: Neoarius graeffei (lesser salmon catfish)
Lineage: Eukaryota; Metazoa; Chordata; Actinopteri; Siluriformes; Ariidae
Gene: traf4a
Product: tnf receptor-associated factor 4a
Exons: 7
Coding region: 347-1759 (470 amino acids)
Biological process (GO): activation of NF-kappaB-inducing kinase activity; regulation of apoptotic process; signal transduction
Molecular function (GO): protein binding; zinc ion binding
Source: RefSeq, a predicted model, not a curated record